Messenger RNA from Drosophila sulfurigaster albostrigata, 2764 nucleotides. RefSeq names its product evolutionarily conserved signaling intermediate in Toll pathway, mitochondrial (gene ECSIT). The transcript has a single exon. Bases 82 to 1317 code for a protein of 411 amino acids. Gene Ontology annotation, cellular component: mitochondrion. The record is from RefSeq and is a predicted model, not a curated record. NCBI's taxonomy places the organism in Eukaryota, Metazoa, Arthropoda, Insecta, Diptera, Drosophilidae.
CAGUGUUGCAAAAUGUGUUUGUUGUUGUUUUAUAAUCGCCGAAUUUAGUUGAAUUCAAUUUUUAAUAUUUUGUAAAUAAAAAUGAUACGCAAAUUGCACUGCAUGUUGCGAUUACAAAGCGGCAUCACACAAACACUCUACAGACACAGAGCACCGACGAUCCUGGCGAGAAAUUAUGCAACGGACGAAGCAAAUCGAAAUGCAGAUGGCAAGAGUGGCAAUAAUGCAAAACGAGCCUCCAAAAGUCUGCCCGCUGUGCGCAACCCCUUUGGAGCGGCACAGGAGAAGACGAAGAACUCUUACUUAGCGAUGGUGGAAAUCUUUGAGGAGCGCGAUGUUCAUCGGCGUAACCAUGUGGAAUUCAUCUAUGCGGCAUUGAAGCAUAUGCCCGACUUUGGUGUGGAACACGAUCUAGAAGUGUACAAGGCAUUGAUCAAUGUGAUGCCCAAGGGCAAAUUCAUUCCAACGAAUGUAUUCCAGUCCGAGUUCAUGCACUAUCCCAAACAGCAGCAGUGCAUCAUUGAUCUCCUCGAGCAAAUGGAGGAUUUCGGCGUUAUGCCCGACUACGAAAUGGAGGCGAUGCUGCUCAAUGUAUUUGGCAAGAAGGGGCAUCCAUUGCGCAAGUAUUGGCGAAUGAUGUACUGGAUGCCCAAGUUCAAAAACCUCUCGCCAUGGCCACUGCCCGACCAGGUUCCCGACGAUACGCUGGAAGUCGCUAAACUGGCCGUGGAACGCAUGUGCACCGUGGAUCUGCGUUCCAAAGUAGAUGUGUUCGAGACCAAGGAGCUGAAGGACUCGCUGGACGACACCUGGAUAGUGAGUGGCAUGAGUGUCGAGCAGUCGAAACUGCUCAAAGAGCAUUCGCCACAAAAAGCACUUUACAUCGAGGGACCGUUUCACAUCUGGAUACGCAAUCGUCGCAUUAAUUACUUUACGCUGCGUGCGGAUGCAGAUGCCGAGUUCCUGGCACAGUUGGACGAACGGCAACUGGACGAGGACGAUGUGAGUCAGAUCGGUGUGCCAUUCUUUGGACGUGCGCCGCCACGACGACACAAUCAACUGGGCAAAGUGCGUUCGGUGCAUCAGCAGGAUGAUGGCACCAUUUUUGCCAUUUGUGCCACCGGCACCUCAACCAAGGACUCGCUGCUGUCGUGGAUACGUUUACUGGAGCUGCAUGGCUUGGCGUCAUUUGACCAAAUACCUGUGCUCUUUCGCUUCAAGUCCGUUGUGCCCGCAAAGGCGGAGGAAAUCGCUGGACCAGCAGUCCCGAGCAGUGAUAUUGAUACAUCGUUGCAUAGUCAUAAGGAGCACACGUAGUGAGUUGUUGUUAAUAAAUUAAUUGCCGAGCAAAACGAUUUGUUAUCCUCUAGUUUUUUUUAUUUAUUAAUUAAGUAUGCGUGUGAACAAAAUUAGAAAAAAGAAAUUCGUAUUCAAUUUGAAAUUGUGACAUCUACAGAAUUUCCGAUUCCUGCAUAUUACUAUAUAGCAGAUACUCUUCUAUACGUAUAUGUAUCUUUAUAACUUGGUAAUUAGAUUAAGGUAAUAAUAUUAUACUGGAGUUUUGAGCUUAAACGAAAAAAUCACAGAACUCGCGAAAACUAAAUGUAAUGAAGAUCUGCUACAAAUUCAACGACUUAUGAAGUCUGUCACUAAGCUCUAGUAAUAUGUACAUUGCUAUAUUCAAUUUGAGAUAUAUAUAGGCGAUAUCUUUCUUUUUUUUUUUUUUGUGUAUAGUUCUUGAUAAACUAGAGUAAGUAUUAAGCUUGUCAACUGGAGAAGAAGAAAUGCUAGGUACUCUGCCGGUGAUUGUGUGUGUUUUUGUGUGUUCUACGUCAAUCUUCUCAAGAACUCUUUACUUGGCGCGCGUCUUGUUCACCGGAAACACCUGAGUGACCACACCGAUGCCCUUGCUGGACAUUCCCUCGCGGAACAAGAUGCGCAUUCCAGGCCGCACAUACUCCGGAUGGCCAACGAACUCAAACAUGACCGAAGCGGAGUCAUUGGUGCCCAGCUUCUCGCCACCCAUGAUGCCGCGUAUCACGGCCGUUUGACGUAUGCUGCCAAUGUGCACAGUGGUCUGAAAGCCGACAUAGAUGGCCGUCGCAUGAAACAGCACCGAAACCUUGGCCUAAAAUGAAACGCAAGUUAUUUGGAUGACUUUUUGGUGACUCUGCAGCUGCACUCACCUGAAAGAAGUAUGUGCCAUAGGGUUCGUCAAUGUUGCCCGAGUCACUCAGCAGCACCAUGCCGCUGCGCAGCGAUGGCAACUCCUGCGACGGCGUAAACGAGAGCGAGGCACUUUGCCCAGCACGCACUACUCGACACGGCGCCUUGUUGCGAUGUAUGGUGUGCACGUUGACGGCAUGGAAGCUGCCAUCGGGGAGUGGUCCAAUCUUCAUGGGCAUGUUCUCGGUGAGCACGCCCUGCACCAGCAGACCACCCACGACGGGACCCACAUCGGUCACCCGAAAGAUCUCAUCGAUUUGAAAUUCGCAUGGCUCCAAUUCGAGGCGAUCCUUUUCCGCAUUGCUGAUGCCCGGCGAGAGCACAUAUAGAAAUUUGGUGACUAGAUUCAGGCCAGUGCCUGUCACAUUCGAGACACAAAAGAUGGGCACAAUGUUCUCGGACACCUGAUUGGAGCCCGCCGAAAUAGCCUCAUCGGUGUUGGUCACCACAAAUGGCACCUUGCGGCAUCCGAUGUUGGUGAGCAGUGUGCGCAACUCCUGCACCGUGGCAUCCGGUGAUGUGAUAUCAGUUUUGGUUA